AUGGAGCGACUUGGUCGUGUGUGGACAAGACUUUCCGUACGUCGACCCACUCUACCAGCAGUUGAACCACAUGCUGAAGAAGACGAUGACGAUGAUCUGCCAUUUACGAAGAAUGAAGUGUUCGAGAUGUUCUCCCGUUCUAAGGGAUCCAAACAUCGGAAAUCGGAAGGCGUCAACUUACACCGUCCCCGUUGUAGUGUCGACAAUACGGCACGUCUAUCUUCGUCACCACAACGUAAUCUUAUGACACCGCCUGUACCACGAGAAUCAUCGUCACCUGAUGUCCCAUCUAUAUUGAAGUACAGUAAUGAAGGACAACUGAUGAAAUCGCCAUCAAGAGGAUUGGUGGCGCCAAGCACCGCCAAACAUUCGCAUUCAUUGGGCGACAAACGUACUGCUAGCUUUCAUGAAGAGUCCUGUAGCUAUGCAGUGGAUCCCGAUAGACUGCGAAGUUUUUACAAGGAACAAAAAGAGAAAAAUGUCUCAUCGCGAGGAUCUGACGCCGCCGAGAUUGUGAACCCACGACGUAGUAGUGUGUUUGUAAAACGCGGAUCAGUAACGAUGGACCCGAUUAAAAAAGUCAAUAUCGAGGAUGUAUACACUGUGUAUAAACAGCUCGGUACGGGACGAUUCGGGUACAUCAAACUUGCCGAACAUAAACAAUCCAAACAAAAAAUCGCUAUCAAAUUCUUCCCUCGUCCUCAAACGAAACAGGUCGAUUUUAUUCGGGAAUAUAACUAUUCAUUCUUUUUAUCGCCACAUCCUCAAAUAAUCGAUACCUACGAGGGAAUGCAUCAGACAGGAGACGAGUCAGCUUUCUUCUUCGUUCAACAAUUUUGCCCUAGUGCUUCGUUACGAGAAGCGGUUGAAGCCACAAAUCAGCAAGGGAUUGGUGAGGCCAACACGAAAAAGGUCUUUGGUGCUGUACUAUCUGCCAUGGAAUUCAUGCACAGUGAAAAUCUUGUACAUCGUAAUCUUAAGGCAGAAAACAUACUGUUAUUCGACAAUAAUGAUUAUUCUAAGGUAAGUAACUUUAUGGUGAUGUUUAUCCAACCCCACAUGCGUUUGUCCUCAAAAUGA
Cooperia oncophora is the source of this 1080-nucleotide messenger RNA. The record is from the annotation of a GenBank genome assembly. Lineage: Eukaryota; Metazoa; Nematoda; Chromadorea; Rhabditida; Trichostrongylidae.